UUUCAUGGCGCUCGGUGUUCCUGUGAUCUUGUGUUUUGUGUGCUAUCACAGUUGAUAAUGAAUCAGUUUUCUUGCUGUUAUAUUUUAUCUAUUUCUUCUCACUAGUGAUGAGUGUCCAGUUGCUGACAUUAUGACUUCCUUUUAGUUUUACAAAAUGUAAUUUUUAUGAGGAGGUUUCAAUCCUCCAUCAUCAUGAAACUCAAGUUUAGGUUAUGCUUAAAGUUCUUUUCACCUUUUCUACUGAUUUUAUUUUUCUUUAAUCCCAGUUUCAUAACUCCUUGUUGCUGCAUGAGUGUUUGUGAUGGCCCUCAAUUUGUUGAUAUCAAAUUUGACAGCCAAACUGUAAAAAAUGAAUACAUCGUUGGAUUUAAAGGAUACUACCGAACAAAAGCAAGAGAGAAAUAUAUAUCAGCAGCAUUAAAUGUCUGUGGUGUAGUGAAGUGGGAAAUUUUAAAGAGAAACAAUCCAGCCCAAGACUUUCCCAGUGAUUUUGAUGUUGUUUUGUUGGAAGAGCAGAACGGCACCAGUGGACUUGAUGCAUUAAAUAAGCAUCCUCUCAUUCGCCGUGUAACUCCUCAGCAUAUUGUUCAUAGAUCUCUUAAAUUUGUCAAUAUAACGGACAAAAAUGAGACAUGGUCACAUCAGCCUAAAGAAUUCACAGGGAAAAAUUUCAAUCAGUUUUGGCAUGCGACUGGUAAACAUUCUAGCCGUCGGCUCCUACGUGCUAUUCCCAGGCAGAUCACCACAAUCAUGCAAGCAGAUGCAUUAUGGGGUAUGGGAAUAGUAGGCACGGGAGUGAAGGUAGCAGUAUUUGAUACAGGCCUGUCGAAAACCCAUCCUCAUUUCAAGAGAAUCAAAGAGCGUACUGAUUGGACGAACGAACGGACUUUGGAAGAUGGCUUAGGUCAUGGAACAUUCGUUGCUGGGGUGAUAGCAUCAAGCAAAGAAUGCCUUGGCUUCGCUCCUGAUGCUGAACUCCAUGUUUUCAGAGUAUUCACCAAUAAUCAGGUUUCUUACACCUCUUGGUUCCUGGAUGCCUUUAAUUAUGCAAUACUGAAGAAAAUUAAUGUAUUGAAUCUCAGUAUUGGAGGACCAGACUUCAUGGAUCAUCCAUUUGUUGAUAAAGUUUGGGAACUGACUGCUAAUGGCGUCAUCAUGAUAUCUGCGAUUGGAAACGAUGGACCAUUGUAUGGAACUUUGAACAACCCAGCAGAUCAAAUGGAUGUAAUUGGUGUUGGUGGAAUCAACUUUGAAGAUCAAAUUGCAAAAUUUUCGUCACGCGGUAUGUCAACAUGGGAACUACCACAAGGGUACGGCCGUGUAAAGCCUGAUAUAGUAACAUAUGGCUCUACUGUGCGAGGCUCUAGCAUCAAAGGCAGCUGUCGAACACUUUCUGGCACCAGCGUUGCAUCACCUGUAGUUGCAGGAGCGGUUACUCUCCUUGCAAGUGGUGUCCUACAUAGAGGCAAUGCUAUCAAUCCUGCAAGUAUGAAGCAAGCUUUGAUGGCUUCAGCGCGACGUCUUCCUGGAGUCAAUAUGUUCGAACAAGGGCAUGGCAAAUUGGAUCUCUUAAAAGCCUACCAAGUAUUAAAUAGCUACAAGCCUCAAGCAAGCUUCAGUCCAAGUUAUAUUGAUUUGAGCGAGUGUCAGUACAUGUGGCCGUAUUGUACACAGCCACUAUAUUAUGGAGCUAUGCCAACUAUUGUGAAUGUAACCAUACUUAAUGGACUUGGAGUUUCAGGAAAAAUUGUUGGUAAACCUCGUUGGUAUCCUUACUUGCCUCAUGAUGGACUUGCACUAGAGGUGUGCUUGACAUAUUCUGAGGUUUUAUGGCCUUGGUCUGGCUGGCUCGCUGUUAGUUUGUCUGUCGCAAGAAGUGCUGCUACAUGGACAGGGAUUGCCCAAGGUCACAUUGAAGUGACGGUUGAAUCCCCUCCUGAGGAAGGAGAAACUAGUGUUCGUCGGUCAACAGUGAAACUGGCCUUGAAGGCUAGCAUCAUACCAACACCUCCAAGACACAAGCGACUGUUGUGGGAUCAGUAUCACAAUUUGCGAUAUCCGCCCGGUUAUUUUCCAAGAGACAAUUUGAGAAUGAAAAAUGAUCCCCUAGACUGGAAUGGAGAUCAUAUACAUACUAAUUUUAAGGAUAUGUAUCAACAUGUACGAAACGCUGGAUACUAUGUAGAGGUUUUGGGCUCUCCCUAUACAUGUUUUGAUGCAACACAAUAUGGUGCUUUACUAGUUGUAGAUCCUGAAGAGGAAUUCUUCCCAGAGGAAAUAGCUAAACUUAAGAGAGAUGUUGACAACGGACUAUCUGUCAUUGUUUUUGCUGAUUGGUACAAUGUGUCUGUGAUGAAAAAAGUCAAAUUUUUUGAUGAAAAUACAAGACAAUGGUGGAUGCCGGACACUGGAGGCUCAAAUGUUCCUGCCCUGAACGACCUAUUGUCUCCAUGGGGGAUUGCUUUAGGUGAAAAGAUAUUUGAUGGUGAAUUUCAUCUCGGAGAGCACUCAAUGAUGUAUUCAUCGGGAACCCACAUUGCUCAAUUUCCUGCAUCGGGAACAGUUAUCUCUGUUUUACUGAAAGAUCAAGGAAAAAUGAUUCUUGAUCAAGUGAAAUCUGAACCUGAACCAGCAGCUAUCCUCGGUCUCCUGCAGAAUACAGCUGUAAACAAAAGUGGGAGAAUUACAGUGUAUGGUGACUCAAACUGCCUUGACAAUAGUCAUUUACAAAAAGACUGCUUUUGGAUGUUAGAUGCAAUAUUAGAAUUUUCAUCAAUAGGAAAUAUGCCAUCAGUAUUCAGUGCAAACAAAGUAAAAUCUUUCUCAACUAUAUCUCAUGAACUGCCUCAAAGAAUGGAAGGAAAUCAUUUAUACAGGUAUUCCAAAGUUUUGGAAAAUCAUAUGAGUGGACUUCAAACGAGACCUCUGCCGCCUUGCCCACAUUUAGUUUGGUCUCAGCCAAUUCCACUUAAUCAGUCUGCUCCUUCGAAUUUGUACAAAUCUCAAAAGCUACUUUCCAUUAACCUUGAUGCACAACUUCCAACAUGGGUUCAUAAUGAAGACACGCUCCUGGACGUUGAAAAUGAUUAUGUUUGGAGUGAAAAAGUUAGUUUACCAUCAAAUGACUAUGACAUAGUUUCAUUAUCUAGGGUAGUAUUUAUAAUCGUCGCUCUUGUCAUUCUAGUUCUUGCUUUUAGGUAUUUUAAAUUCCGAACAAAACCUAGAAAAAAACGAUCAACCAAACUUAAAAGGCUACUUGCAGCUUUGAGUAGAACUCAUACUGUUCCUAGUGUAUAGAUUUUGUUCUUUUUAUAUAAGUUGACUGUGAAACUACUUUUUUACUACUUUUUUUGUUAUUUUGUUUGUAAAUAAAUUCAAUUUGUUACUACAAA
Messenger RNA from Bemisia tabaci, 3392 nucleotides. RefSeq names its product membrane-bound transcription factor site-1 protease (gene S1P). NCBI's taxonomy places the organism in Eukaryota, Metazoa, Arthropoda, Insecta, Hemiptera, Aleyrodidae. Gene Ontology annotation, molecular function: serine-type endopeptidase activity. Gene Ontology annotation, cellular component: Golgi apparatus. The record is from RefSeq and is a predicted model, not a curated record. Gene Ontology annotation, biological process: proteolysis.